UUUGGAGCGUUCUGGCUCGGAGUAUCUCUCCCGGAUGGACCUCCGUUGGGGACCGGGCUCUCGACAAAGCUCGAUAUGUUUGCAACUAGCCUUACGCUCCCUUGUUUCAUCGCCAUUAGUGGAUUGCAGACCAAUUUUUUCGUGCUCGGAAUGAGCCACGUGAAGAUCAUUGAGGCCGUGAUACUCAUCACAUACGGCUGCAAAUUCCUUGGAACAGCAGCAGCUUCCGCUUAUUGCAACAUACAAAUCAGAGACGCAUUUUGUUUGGCCCUCUUGAUGUGUUGCCAAGGAGUCAUUGAGAUCUACACAUGCGUCAUGUGGAGAGACGAAAAGGUUCUAAACACAGAAUGCUUCAAUCUCCUUAUCAUCACGCUCUUGCUCGUGACUGGCAUUUCACGGUUCCUAGUUGUAUACCUCUACGACCCGUCGAAGCGCUAUAGAAGCACGAGCAAGCGAACGAUCCUCAAUACGAGACAACGAAACCUUCAGUUCCGUCUCCUGCUUUGCGUCUACAACGUCGAAAACGUACCUUCCAUGGUUAAUCUUCUAGAAGCUUCUUACCCGAGUCGGUUCAGCCCGAUCUCUGUCUUCACGCUGCACCUCGUCGAGCUUAAAGGCAGAGCACACGCUGUGCUCGUACCGCAUCACCAGAUGAACAAACUCGAUCCCAACACAGUGCAAUCCACUCAAAUCGUCAACGGUUUCCAACGUUUCGAACAGCAGAACCAAGGAACCCUAAUGGCUCAGCAUUUCACAGCUGCAGCUCCAUUCUCCAGCAUCAACGACGACAUUUGCACUCUCGCCCUUGACAAGAAAGCGACGCUCGUUAUCAUCCCAUUCCACAAACAGUACGCUAUAGAUGGUACGGUCGACCACGUAAACCCUGCAAUCCGUAGCAUAAACCUUAACGUUCUAGACAAGGCACCUUGCUCGGUUGGAAUAUUCAUCGACCGGGGAGAAACUGAAGGCCGCCGUUCGGUCCUCAUGAGCUACACUUGGCAAAACGUCGCAGUGAUCUACAUCGAAGGCCGAGACGACGCAGAAGCCUUAGCGUUCUCCAUGAGAAUCGCUGAGCACCCGGAAGUAAACGUCACGAUGAUCCACUUCCGGCACAAAAGCACCCUCCACCAGAACUACGCAGUAGAAGAGGAAUCCGAAUUCUCAGAGUCUCACCUUAUAAACGAUUUCAAGAGCUUCGCGAUGAACAAACCGAAAGUUAGCUACAGAGAAGAGAUAGUAAGAGAUGGCGUGGAAACCACGCAAGUGAUUAGUACACUUGGUGACUCAUACGAUCUGGUAAUUGUGGGUCGUGACCAUGACCUUGAGUCGUCCGUACUGUACGGGCUUACAGAUUGGAGCGAGUGCCCUGAGCUAGGUGUGAUCGGAGACAUGUUUGCGUCGCCGGAUUUUCAUUUCUCAGUACUAGUGAUUCAUCAGCAAGAAGGAGAGUCUCUAGCGAUGGAUAAUAGCUAUGAAUUGCCAGUUUCACCUCCUAGGGUUGGGGAUCCAAGAGUGCACCCACAUUUCUCUGUUGAAGAAGGAUUUACUUCGGUUGAUCCUCACAACAACCGUUAAUUACUGUAGUCUCUCUUUUUGUUUCUACUAUUUUAUUCAAUUUCAACAUAAGUAAAGGAUGUAGUUUUUAGUGUUUGUUAUUCAACUACAGUUUUGUAAGUAAGCGACUGAUAUUGUAGAACACACACAUGUUUUUUGGAAAGGUCAGUUCUGUUA
This is a messenger RNA of Camelina sativa (false flax), 1731 nucleotides long. Its product is annotated as cation/H(+) antiporter 14-like. Gene Ontology annotation, molecular function: antiporter activity. NCBI's taxonomy places the organism in Eukaryota, Viridiplantae, Streptophyta, Magnoliopsida, Brassicales, Brassicaceae. Gene Ontology annotation, biological process: proton transmembrane transport; regulation of pH. The record is from RefSeq and is a predicted model, not a curated record. Gene Ontology annotation, cellular component: membrane; endomembrane system.